Molecule: messenger RNA, 2312 nt
Organism: Olea europaea var. sylvestris
Lineage: Eukaryota; Viridiplantae; Streptophyta; Magnoliopsida; Lamiales; Oleaceae
Product: type I inositol polyphosphate 5-phosphatase 2-like
Exons: 10
Coding region: 153-1982 (609 amino acids)
Biological process (GO): phosphatidylinositol dephosphorylation
Molecular function (GO): phosphatidylinositol-4,5-bisphosphate 5-phosphatase activity; inositol-polyphosphate 5-phosphatase activity; phosphatidylinositol-3,4,5-trisphosphate 5-phosphatase activity
Source: RefSeq, a predicted model, not a curated record
UAACUAACAUAUUUAUACUAAACUCCGAUAACACAAGCAGAUUUGAAGCCUGUGCUGUCUGCUCCCAUAUAUAGUAGAGAAGGAAUUGCCGAUCUCUCAGCAGUCACAUUAUUAGAAUUUUGAGCGUAAAUUCAUUAUUUUAGUUUCUGAUUAUGAGAACGCGAAGAGGGAAGCGAUCUGAGCCAUUUUGGCCGUCCAUUGUGAUGAAAAAGUGGCUGAAUAUAAAGCCGAAGGUUUAUGAUUUUAGUGAAGAUGAAGUUGAUACAGAGAGCGAGGAUGAUGCUUGUUCCCUUAAAGAUGAAAGGAUGCACGAGGAUCGUGAAUAUGCGACAAAGGGAAACCAAUCUGAAUGCUCGGGUCGAACUUCAAGCGGGAAUCCUUCAAUAGAGUAUUCCCUAAGACGCCGGAGAGGAAAAUCUGAAACUUUGCGUCUUCAGUACAUAAAUACAAAAGAUGUGAGAGUAAUGAUAGGCACUUGGAAUGUCGCUGGAAGACUUCCAUUUGAUGAUCUUGAAAUUGAUGAAUGGCUUUGUAUGCAAGAGCCAGCAGAUAUAUACAUUCUUGGAUUUCAAGAGGUGGUUCCUUUGAAUGCUGGGAAUGUACUUGGAGCAGAGAAUAGAAGCUCAAUUCCAAAAUGGGAGGCUAUAAUCCGCAGGACUUUAAACAAAUCAUUGAAACCUGAAACCAAACAUAAAUGCUACAGUGCACCUCCUUCUCCUAUUUUAAGGAAUUCUUCGGCUUCUGAUAUACUUCCUGAUGUGGCUGAUACCCCUGUGCUAAACAUGAUAGGAAAAGAUUUCAUAAGUAGCAUGAAUGAUGAAAAUAAUGGAAUAAUCAGCACAGACAGAAGAUUGGACUGGCCGGAACACUCAUUGGAUACAACCACUCGAGAUUUAUCUUCCAUAUUCAAAUUACGAAGAACAAUGAGUAGUUCUGCAAGAUUUGGUUUUGAAUUGAUGGAAAAUUCUCUUACUUCUGGCACUGAGAAUAUUGCAUUAAGUGUUCAUGGGUUGAAAAGAGUGCACCAAAGUUCUGGAAACUUAGGCUUGAUCUGGAUGGAUCGACAAGAUGGUCUUGAAGUUCUAGGUUCUCUCUCUGAUGAAUCUGAUCAAAUUUCUGGAGAGGAAGAUGAUUCUGGUGUACAGUUACUAUCAGAUGUCAAACAGGAAAAUGCACAUUCAAGGAAUGCAGUGAAGUCACGUCCACUGUAUGUGCGGAUUGUAAGUAAGCAGAUGGUUGGAAUUUAUGUAUCGGUAUGGGUUCGUAGAAGAAUAAGGAGACACGUAAACAACUUAAAAGUCUCUCCUGUUGGAGUUGGGCUUAUGGGAUACAUGGGCAAUAAGGGAUCUGUUUCGGUUAGUAUGUCUCUUUUCCAAUCACAGUUAUGCUUUGUCUGUUCUCAUUUAACCUCUGGUCAAAAGGAUGGGGCUGAGCAAAGGCGUAAUUCUAAUGUGUACGAGAUUUUAAGGCGUACUCAUUUUUCAUCUGUCUUUGAUGUUGAUCAGCCACAGACAAUUCCAUCUCAUGAUCAGAUAUUCUGGUUUGGAGAUUUGAAUUAUCGCAUCAAUAUGUUGGAUGCGGAAUUAAGGAAGCUUGUUGCUAAGAAGGACUGGACCGAGCUUCUCAAAAGCGAUCAGUUAAUCAAAGAAUUAAGAAGUGGGCAUGCAUUCGAUGGGUGGAAAGAAGGGGUAAUAAACUUCGCUCCAACUUACAAGUAUGAAAUCAACUCUGAUAGAUAUGCUGGGGAAAACCCAAAAGAAGGAGAGAAGAAGAGAUCCCCUGCAUGGUGUGACCGUGUAUUAUGGUUAGGAAAAGGCAUAAAACAGCUUUCUUAUAAGCAAGCAAAUAUAAGACUGUCAGAUCACCGGCCUGUGAGUUCAAUAUUCCUGGUCGAAGUUGAAAUCUUUGAUCAUCGCAAGCUUCAUAGAGCUCUUAAUUUCUCUACUGCAGCAGUACAUCCUGAUAUAUAUUUUCCGGAUUGAAGGUUGAAAGAUGACACAACACCAUUGUCUUAAUGCUAAAUGCUUAUUGAUUACCAUUGUAGUGAAUGGAUAAUUGUGUGCUUGUCUUUUGGUUACACCGAUCCAUCUGUUAAUCAUAUGUAAAGUUUUUGUCAUAAUUUUUUUAAAGAUAUUUUUUUUCCUUAAUAGUUUGAUUGCGAAAUAAGAGUAGAGUCUUUCAUUUUAUUGUUUAUUGAAACACUGAAAUCGUGGGUUUCUCUAUGUAAUCUAGACAGACAAGUUAUACAGAUUCUCUACUAUUUUUUCAUUGUAUGUUUUUGAACUAUAUUCAGUGUACAUGUUCUAUCACAA